Amaranthus tricolor (Joseph's coat) is the source of this 555-nucleotide messenger RNA. RefSeq lists its product as uncharacterized. Lineage: Eukaryota; Viridiplantae; Streptophyta; Magnoliopsida; Caryophyllales; Amaranthaceae. The transcript has a single exon. The record is from RefSeq and is a predicted model, not a curated record. Bases 1 to 555 code for a protein of 184 amino acids.
AUGGCUAGCAUUGGUACUUCUUUGAAAAGGAAGAGAAAUUGGGAGUGUACUCGAUUCAUAAUUACUAUGAUUAAUUGUGUUGUGUUGCUACAUUUGAUGUUGUACUCGAUGAGAAAAACUAUAUACGAUUCCCAUUAUCUUAAGCUUGAUAAAAACACUAGGAGAAAAAUGAGAUUGCACAACUUGAAUAGAAUGAUUAGAGAAAGUGACACUUUGUGUAGGAACUAUCUUCGUAUAAAUCGAUACACAUGUGGUGUACUUUUAGAGAUGGUUAGAGAUAUUGGUGGAUUAAAUGAAACAAGAAACACAUGUUUAGAAGAGAUGGUUGCGGGUUUCUUAUACACAUUAGCUCACCAUAAGAAAAAUAGAAUGAUGGGUGCACAUUUUUAUAGAAGUGGUGAAACUAUUAGUAGACAAUUUCAUGCUUGUUUGUUAGCAAUCUUAAAGUUACAUGCUAUUCUUCUUAAGAAACCAACACCAAUACAAGAGGAUUGCAACGAUGAAAGAUGGAAAUAUUUCAAGGUAAAUGAAAACCAACAAUUUAAUUUGAGAUAA